Exophiala aquamarina CBS 119918 is the source of this 342-nucleotide messenger RNA. RefSeq lists its product as uncharacterized. Bases 1 to 342 code for a protein of 113 amino acids. NCBI's taxonomy places the organism in Eukaryota, Fungi, Ascomycota, Eurotiomycetes, Chaetothyriales, Herpotrichiellaceae. Gene Ontology annotation, biological process: mitochondrial respiratory chain complex III assembly. Gene Ontology annotation, cellular component: mitochondrial membrane. The record is from RefSeq and is a predicted model, not a curated record. The transcript is spliced from 2 exons.
AUGGCGGGGAGGGGCGUGAUGUACGCAAAGAUGGGGGCAGUAAUGCUCAAGACUAACCAUGGUAACCACCACAGUGUCACCCCAUCAGAAGGCGAACUGUUCAAACGCUUCAACCCCGAGCUGCAAAAGAAGAACCUCGAGAUGCGCGACCAGCGGAUACAGAACCACGAGGAGUUCAUCACGCAAUUGAAAGAAUAUAGCAAGUCCGACAAGCCCAUCUGGGUGGCUGCCGCAGAAGCGCAAGAAAAGGCUCGAGAGCAGCUGAUCAAGAGACAAGUUGAGGAGCAGGCGGUCCAGAAUACAAUGCGUCAAGAGAUGAGAGCCCAAGCUCAAGGGAAAUGA